CUCACUGAACGAAAGCCCACACAAGUUACAACCAAUACCCGGAAGGCUCACAUUUGCAUCGCAAGAAGAUGGCACAAUCGACGGCGCACCGGCGCCUGCUCCAAGAAUACCGCGCGCUGACCAACAACCCGCCCGAGGGCAUUACGGCCGGCCCUGUAUCCGAAGACGACCUCUUGCACUGGGAAGCGCUGAUUCAAGGGCCCGAGGGCACACCCUUUGAGGGCGGCGUCUUUCCCGCCGAACUGCGCUUUCCAAAGGAUUAUCCCCUCGCCCCGCCAACCAUGAAAUUCCUCGGCGAGGUGUUUCAUCCGAAUGUCUACCCCAGCGGCCUGGUGUGCAUCUCGAUCCUGCACCCUCCCGGUGACGACCCGAACCACUACGAGCAUGCGUCGGAGCGCUGGUCGCCCAUACAGUCGGUCGAAAAGAUACUCAUCUCGGUCAUGAGCAUGCUGGCUGAGCCCAACGACGAGAGCCCUGCCAACGUGGAGGCUGCCAAGAUGUGGCGGGAGCGGCGGAGUGAGUAUGAGAAGAAGGUGAGGGAAGGGGUCAGGAGGAUGCUAGGGCUAUGAUCGAAUUAAAGUUACCUCAUGGCGCAUUGGGACUUCGGUUUGGUUUUUUUGCAUAGCGCACUAUGAUGGCUCAGUGUUUUCAAGAAGUUCAAGCAAAGUCUACGGAGGGCAUGGCGUCUGUUUGAAUCUAGAGCGUGGCUUAUCGCGCCUAUUUCCCGUACCUUCCCCCUCAACACCGCAAUGCGUGUGAUACCACCAUUUCUAGCCUUUUAUGAUGCCGCUUGCUUGAUAUGUCAUGCUUCAAACCAUCCUUAUCCCUUUCAAAGGUUGUUCUCCGCCUUGAACUUAUCCCACGCCUCGUUGAGCGUGCUGAACACCGUCCCAGCAAUCAUGCGCACUUCCGUG
Canariomyces notabilis is the source of this 914-nucleotide messenger RNA. RefSeq names its product ubiquitin-conjugating enzyme. Lineage: Eukaryota; Fungi; Ascomycota; Sordariomycetes; Sordariales; Chaetomiaceae. The record is from RefSeq and is a predicted model, not a curated record. Gene Ontology annotation, cellular component: cytosol; endoplasmic reticulum. The coding region runs from base 69 to 569 and encodes 166 amino acids. The transcript has 2 exons.